CUAGCACACCAUAGACAGGAAGCAAGCGGAUUUUGUAAAGUUUACGUUACAUUUUUGUCGUUGUUUCGCGAGUGGAAAUUAUGUAAACUGGAGAUCUAAUGGCUUUUUGUGUGGGAUACAAUUUAUAUCAGCCAUAUUUUGUAAAACUGAAUCAUCUACUAGAGUUAUAUGAUUUACAUUGUAACUGGUCUGAUUGGGUACCAACGUGAUUUUCACACUCUUGAAUCCACCUAUAACUUUUUUUGUGUGUGUAUCUGUGAACUGAUAUAAUCAAAAUAUUCUCGAGAAAAUCAAAGAGAUUAUUGUUACGUAUAUUUCUCAACUGAUUGUGUUUCUAUUCACUCCAUACUAUACGCAGUAAAAAUUCCUUUAUACAAACAGAUAGCAACAAAUAUAAGCAUAUACAUAGUCUUUCCAAAUUUACAUAGAAAUCAAAUCAUUUUUUGUUGUUGUUGUGAUAUUUAGCUCGGUUCGAAUAAUAAGAAGCCGGAAAAAGGGAAAGAGAGUACAAAGAAGAAAUAUUUUAUUUUAUUUUCUCUUCACAACUUUUCCCACUUUGUUAUAUUGUAUAUUUUUUGUCUUCAUACUAAUUACGGAUAUUAAUAGACACAUACUAUUGAAAAGAGAGUAAAUUUAGCGGUCAGUUAUUUGUUUGUUUUAAUUUUCUCUUUUGUUUUUGUUUUCUGAAGAAAAAUGACAUUUUAACUCAUCGUUUUUCAGUGUUUUCUUUUUAUUUAUUUAUUAUUAUUAGACAGACAUAGAAUAUUCAGUUUAUUCGUCCUCAACUUUUCUCUCUUCAUUUUUUGUUGCAUAAUUAAUUCUUGUUUGUGUCGUUCUAGAGAAUGAAAAAAAACUUGUUCACCUCUGUUUUGCUUUUCUGUUGUUAAUAUUAUCGUUAUGGCUAUGAUUAUUAUUGUCAGUGUUAGGUUUCACUGAAUCCUCCUGUGUUUUUUCUUGACUUUUCUUUGUUUCCUUUGAAUGGUACCAUUUAUUAGUCUACUAUAUGACUACUGUUAGUAUUAUUUAUAUCUGAGGAAAAAGUAUAUUCAUAACUUUGCUUCAUGGGUCGUAAAAAAAUACUCAUCAAGAAGAUUGCAGACGAACGAAAUCGUCAGGUUACAUUUACAAAACGCAAAUUGGGAUUAAUGAAAAAAGCUUAUGAAUUGAGUAUACUAUGUGAUUGUGAAAUAGCUUUAAUUGUAUUUACAAGUUCUCAAAAGUUAUUUCAGUAUGCUAGUUCAGAUAUGGAUAAAAUUCUACUUAGAUAUACAGAAUUCAAUGAACCGCAUGAAUCAAAAACAAAUAGGGAUAUAGCAGAGUUAAUCAAUCGUAAAGAGGGUAAAUUUUCCUAUCUAUCCGAUGGUGAUGCAGCUAGUGAUAAUAAUGAUCCCUUUUUCUCAAAUACAACGGAUCAAUUAAGUGAAGCUGGCGGUUCUGUACGUACUGGGACUAAAACGCCGAUUGCAUCAUCAGUUUCAAUGGCUUUAGAGUUCUCUGGAUCAAUACCAGACGUAUCGAAGCAUAUGCCUGAUAUAACACAUUCUGUUACACCUGAGAGUAUUACCGAUCAACAUAUGAAUGCAACACGUGCAGUAAAUUCUUCUAUGCAUUUUAAUGUAUCUACUGAACGUGAAACUAAACCAGAGAAUUUAUUAUAUCAUGAACAAGAUACUACUACCGAUGGAAGAGUAAUCAGUGAAUCUCGUGUUAAUGAAUUAUGUCAAGAGAUAAUGUUGGAUGGAGAAACAACUCAAACUUUUGAAUCAAAUCUAAGAUCUGGUUCUAGAAAUCAUAUCCCACAAAUACAUUUUGAAUCUCAAGAUUUUUCAGCGCAUAAUCGUAGACCAUAUUUAAUAGAUCCCAAUAUGAAGUCUACUGUUUCAGUAGAUCAUAUAGGUUCAUUUCGACCAGAAAAUGUUCACACCAUUAGGACUGACGUUCAAAAUUGUUUCAAUAAUCAACUGUUAUCAGCUCCAACAAUUAGUUCCGACAAUUACAAUAAUCGCACAGUAAAUAAUGCACACCUAAGUCCUGGAUCUUUUUCAGAACCAUCAAGUUAUGCAGUUCAGCGAUCGUCAGCUAACACAACGAAACGUAUUAAAAAACCUAUAUUUGAACCAUAUGAUGAAUAUUUUUACUCAAAAACCUCCUCUCCAAAUCCAAAUAUAGAGUCAAGAUCACGUUCACCUGGAAUCUCUAUAAAACAGAAUGCUCUUUCUCCUCCUACUAGCUACUGUGAUUCACGUCGUUUAACACAUUUAUUAAGAGGCAAUUUACCACCUGACAAGCAUUUAGAUGUUACAUCAUGGGAAGGUAAUCAAACAGCCGUUAUUACAGAUGUUAACAGACCUAUUCAAACACAAGUAUAUAAUAAUUCCUUUAAUUUAUCUUCAGCAUCACCUAGUCGACAGACAUUAUCCAACUUACAUGAUCGUAAUAUUUCCACUUUUUCAGACUCUAAACUUAAAAAUGAUAAUCUAUAUGCUAACAGUAUAAAUGAUGCAAUAAGUUUAUCUCAUAAUUUACAAACAACAUCCGGUAAUUUAUCCCUACAGAAGAGAAUUAAUCAUUUCCCUGCUGUUUAUGAGUCUAUGUCAUCACUCAAUCCUUGUAAGUUACAACAACAGCAACAACACCCUUCAUCUAUUCUUGAUGAUGAAAUGUGCAUUUCGAAUCUAAGUCCAUUUCAUUUUAUGUCCAAUACAUUGAAUGAUGUGAUCAAUAAUAAUAAUAAUAAUCAGCCACCAAAUUCGAAUAGUACUCAAAACUUGGACUCUGAUGUAAAUCGACUUUCGAAAUUUAUUGUUACUACUACUACUAAUAAUAAUAGUGAUAAUGCCAAUAAUAAUGAUAACACUACUAUCAUAGUAACAACUGGUAAUGGUGCUUCAAUAAAUCAGAAAUCAUUUAAACCAGAUCAUUUUAUAGAAUCUGUACCUAGUCCAGAGCUACUAUUAUUUCUUUCAUCCAAUAAUAAUAAUAUUAACAGUAAUAGUAAUAAUCCAAAAACUAAUCAAGCAACUGCGCCUAUGACAACAACAGAUUCAGAUUUAUCCCAUUGUACUUCUUCUUCUUCUUCUUCUUCUUCAUCAUCAUAUGAUUUACAAUCGUAUUCUUCUACAAAGAUGUGCGUACGCACAAACAAAUCAAAAAUGCAUUUCUCAGGUAAACAAAAGUUAAUUAUUGUGAAGUAA
Heterobilharzia americana is the source of this 3194-nucleotide messenger RNA. The record is from the annotation of a GenBank genome assembly. NCBI's taxonomy places the organism in Eukaryota, Metazoa, Platyhelminthes, Trematoda, Strigeidida, Schistosomatidae.